This is a messenger RNA of Silurus meridionalis, 3531 nucleotides long. Its product is annotated as zinc finger protein 345-like. NCBI's taxonomy places the organism in Eukaryota, Metazoa, Chordata, Actinopteri, Siluriformes, Siluridae. Gene Ontology annotation, cellular component: nucleus. The record is from RefSeq and is a predicted model, not a curated record.
GGGAGAGAUAGAGUGGUGUAGUCACCCUGUGUAGUUCACUACCUAGUGAAAGAGGAGAGAUUUGGGAUUGGGUCUCAGUAACCCUGGUGGAGCUGCUAACCCGUGAACACAGGCUCCUUUUGUAGAACAUUUAUGACCUUCUAAUGGAGUCAGCAGAGGUCCAACCAUGUUCCUGCAGAGAAGCUCCACAUACUCCUGCUGCUGUCUCACAGGCUUGUAGUGAUGCACAGCCUGAAACCUCUGCAGAUACAGAUGGAGGAACAUCAUGCUCUAUGUGUCUCAUCAACCACGUGGACCAACAUAAACAAAUAAAGAAGGAAGAACCUGAGGAUGAAGGCUACAUAUAUGGUGAAAUAUCAGGUGAUGCAACACCAAACCCUGUGGGACACAUCACCCCUGUGAAAGAACAUAAUUAUGCCAAAAAGGAAGAACCUAAAAAUGAAGACUAUCUCUGUGGAGAAACAUCAGGCUCUGUGGACACUGUAGACCAACUGAGAGGAUUUCAUAUCAAGCUUGUAAAAAAAGAAGAGUCUGAAGAUGAAGACUUUCUCUGUACAAAAACAGAGUGGGAAAAAGACAAUGCCCAGCUACCAGUCUUCUCCUGCUUCUGGUGUUCACUUUCUUAUCCAUCUCAACAGUGCCUCCACAAGCACAUCACAAGCUGCCACUCCAAGGAAUAUGAGAGAUUGAUAAAUUCAGGAGAGACAAUAUAUCAGAAUGUUUUGCCAUCAAGAAGCCCCAAUAUUGAGCAAGAUAUCUACCAGUGCUCACAUUGUGAGAAGAGUUUUACUGGCCAGAAGAAUCUCAUCAUACACCAGCGCAUUCAUACUGGAGAGAAAAGCCAUCACUGUUCAGACUGUGGGAAAACCUUUGGCCAUCCCAGUAAUCUGAAAUACCACCAACGCCUUCACUCACUAAAGAAACUCCAUCACUGCUCAGAGUGUGGAAAGAAAUUUAAGCGAAAAAGUCAGCUCCAGACUCACCAGCGCAUUCACACAGGAGAGAAGCCGUAUCAGUGCUCACAGUGUGGAAAAUGUUUUGUCCAACAAAGUAUACUCAAACAACACCAACGCAUUCACACAGGAGAGAGGCCCUAUCACUGUUCAGAGUGUGGGAAGAGUUUUAUUCAUCAAAGAGAGCUCCAAGCUCACCGAUUUACUCACACUGGAGAAAAGCCUCAUCACUGCUCACAGUGUGGGAAAACCUUUGUAUAUCACAGCAGUCUCCGACAACACCAACGCAAUCACACAGGAGAGAAGCCCUAUCACUGUUUAGAGUGUGGGAAGAGUUUUAAUCAUCAAAGAGCGCUCCAGGCUCACCAGGUUACUCACACUGGAGAAAAGCCUCAUCACUGCUCACAGUGUGAGAAAAGUUUUGUACAUCACAGCAGUCUCCGACAACACCAACACAUUCACACAGGAGAAAAGCCCUUUCACUGUUCAGAGUGUGGGAAGAGUUUUAUUCGGAAAAGCCAUCUCAAGGCUCACCAACGCAUUCACACUGGAGAGAAACCAUAUCACUGCUCAGACUGUGGAAAAUCUUUUGGUCAACGCAAUAUUUUCAAACGGCACAAACAAGUUCACGUAGUAGAUAAGCUGUUUCAGUGCUCACAGUGUGGGAAGGGUUUUGAUUGCCAGAGAAAUUUAAAAAUGCACCAGGUCACUCACACUGGAGAAAAACCUUAUCAGUGCUCACAGUGUGGGAAAACUUUUGCCCAUGACAGCAGUCUCCAACGACACCAACGUGUUCACACAGGAGAGAGACGCUAUCACUGUUCAGAGUGUGGGAAAAGUUUUAUGCAGCAAAGUUAUCUCCAGAUUCACCAACGCAUUCACACAGGAGUAAAGCCUCAUCACUGUUCAGAAUGUGGGAAGAGUUUUAUUCAUCAAAGUGAUCUCCAGACUCACCAGCGCAUUCACACAGGAGAGAAACCCUAUCACUGUUUCCACUGUGAGAAGAGUUUCGCUCAGAGGAGUAAUCUCGAACAGCACCAACGCAUUCAUACAGGAGAGAAACCGUAUCACUGCUUCCACUGUGAGAAGAGUUUCGCCCAGCGGAGUAAUCUUAAACGACACCAACGCAUUCACACAGGAGAGAAGCCCCAUCACUGUUCAGAAUGUGGGAAGAGUUUUAUUCAUCAAAGUGAUCUCCAGAUUCACCAACGCAUUCACACAAGAGUAAAGCCCCAUCACUGUUCAGAAUGUGGGAAGAGUUUUUUUCAUCAAAGUGAUCUCCAGAUUCACCAACGCAUUCACACAGGAGAGAAACCGUAUCACUGCGUCCACUGUGAGAAGAGUUACCAGCGGAGUAAUCUUAAACGACACCAACGCAUUCACACAGGAGAGAAGCCCCAUCACUGUUCAGAAUGUGGGAAGAGUUUUAUUCAUCAAAGUGAUCUCCAGAUUCACCAACGCAUUCACACAAGAGUAAAGCCCCAUCACUGUUCAGAAUGUGGGAAGAGUUUUUUUCAUCAAAGUGAUCUCCAGAUUCACCAACGCAUUCACACAGGAGAGAAACCGUAUCACUGCGUCCACUGUGAGAAGAGUUUCGCCCAGCGGAGUAAUCUCAAACGACACCAACGCGUUCAUAAAGGGGAGAAUCAUCUUUUAGAUUGUGGGAAGAGUUUUAUUCAAUAAAUCUAUCUCCAGACUCACCAGGUCAUUUACACUGGAGAUCAGGAACAAUCAGGCCAACACUUUUUCACACUACUGUACACACACACACACACACACACACACACACACAGAUCAGGCAUAACAUCAUUAAUAACAUUGAGUGGUGAAGUGAAUAACACUGGUAUUCUCCUCAUUGUGGCACCUGUUAACAGGUGGAUAAAAGCGGCAAGUGAACAUUUUUCCUUAAAUUUCAAGUUCGAAGCAGGAAAAAUGGGCAAAUGUAAGGAUUUGAGGGAGUUUGACAAUUGACAGUGGUCAGUAUCUAUCAAAAAGGCUCCAAGAAAGGAACACUGGUGAACCAGCGGCAGGGUUGUGGCUGGCCGUGGUUUAUUGAUGCAUGUUGGAAGCAAAGGCUGGCCCGUGUGGUCCGAUCCAACAGACGAGAGCUCCUGUAGCUUAAAUUGCUAAUGAAGUUCAUGCUGUUGAUGCUUGACGGGUCUGGAGUGUUUGAGCAGAAAACGAGGGACCAACACAAUAUUUGGCAGGUGCUCAUAAUAUUAUUUCUGGUGGGUGUAAAAAAAAAAAAAACUGAGCAGGUGAAGGUUAAGGGCCUUAUCGCUGUGCUGUGAUUUGUUCUCACACGUUUCCAAUCAGAAGUCUGCCUUAUCCUUCUGAGCUUUCUCACUCAAACAACUUUCUUCAGCAGAAUAUUUCCGAUUUCAUAUAUUACAAGUUUUUUAAUAUAUUGAAGGGCACACUGAAUAUUUGGACAGUGGUAUGUUGGCAAUGGUAUGAUGGUCCAUCACAAGGAUUUACAACGACGGCUCUGGAGCAACAUGCCUCAUUUCAGCCCCCUGCUGUGUCUCCCUGCAACCUGGACAAAUUGACACGUAAAUAAAUGUUUUUUUAAACAGGU